Molecule: messenger RNA, 516 nt
Organism: Aspergillus heteromorphus CBS 117.55
Lineage: Eukaryota; Fungi; Ascomycota; Eurotiomycetes; Eurotiales; Aspergillaceae
Exons: 3
Coding region: 1-516 (171 amino acids)
Source: RefSeq, a predicted model, not a curated record
AUGACUCCUGUUACAGAUGAGGAUAACAAUGCUGCCUACGACGCCGACCGGAACUUUCUUCCCUUUGUAAAAUCCAACCAGGUCACUUUUCUCCUCAAUCGCCCACAGCAGAUACGACUGGAGUUUGUGCGUGACCCGGCGACUGGGGCGGAGAGAAUUCGGUCCAUCAACAAUCGGCGCUCUUACCAGGCGGCUCUCGGAUAUACACGUGGCGAGAUAGUUCCGAAUCCCUAUAUUCUGGAUUACGGGUUGGAUUCGAUGGCGACUGUUACCCUGUCGGAGGGCGAGGGCGAAGCUGUAGGCUCUACCACACGCAAAUCUGGACAGAUUGAUGCCAAGGAUCGGCUGGUGCCUCGCCAAUACCGUGCGUCGGAUUUGAAAAACCUGGAGCUCCUCUAUCUUUAUGAACGGGGCCUGUUGCAUUGGCCGAGGAAAGUGCAACGCGGAAUAAGAAUAUUCGAACAGGAGGAGACCACUGAUGAAGAAGCAAUCUUCAGGGCAUUCCAAGAUGACUAG